This is a messenger RNA of Acipenser ruthenus (sterlet), 3912 nucleotides long. Its product is annotated as hexokinase-4-like. Bases 117 to 1517 code for a protein of 466 amino acids. The record is from RefSeq and is a predicted model, not a curated record. NCBI's taxonomy places the organism in Eukaryota, Metazoa, Chordata, Actinopteri, Acipenseriformes, Acipenseridae. Gene Ontology annotation, molecular function: D-glucose binding; mannokinase activity; fructokinase activity. Gene Ontology annotation, biological process: glycolytic process; regulation of insulin secretion; intracellular glucose homeostasis. The transcript is spliced from 10 exons. Gene Ontology annotation, cellular component: cytosol; mitochondrion.
CUACUGUACUCUGUGAAGAGCAGAGGCACGCACGUAGACAGAGUCAAACAGGCAGAAGGAAGGUACCUCCAGUCUCUGUUCUAGUUUGCCUGAAUUCGUCUCUACUAAAUACAAGGAUGCAUCUUUUAAGCAAAGGCAGUUCUGUUCUCGAACAUAUCCUUAAGGUGGAUCAAAUUUUAUCAGAGUUCCGACUGACAAAGGAGGAGCUGAAGGAAGUGAUGCGAAGGAUGCAGCAGGAAAUGGAGCGCGGCCUGCGUCUGGAGACUCAUGACCAGGCUAGCAUCAAGAUGUUACCCACCUACGUGCGCUCCACCCCUGAAGGCUCCGAAGUUGGUGAUUUCUUGUCCCUGGACCUGGGUGGGACGAACCUCCGAGUAAUGCUGGUGAAGGUGGGAGAGGACCAGGAGCGAGGCUGGAAAGUGGAGACCAAACACCACGUGUACUCCAUCCCUGAGGAUGCCAUGACCGGCACUGCUAAAAUGCUUUUCGAUUACAUUGCUGAGUGCAUCUCUGACUUCUUGGACAAACAUAACAUGAAGCACAAGAAACUGCCCCUGGGGUUCACCUUCUCCUUCCCUGUGCGUCACGAGGACAUUGACAAGGGUAUCCUGUUGAACUGGACAAAGGGGUUCAAAGCUUCAGGAGCAGAGGGAAACAACGUGGUGGGGCUGCUGAGGGACGCGAUCAAAAGGAGAGGGGAUUUUGAAAUGGAUGUGGUAGCCAUGGUGAAUGACACAGUGGCCACGAUGAUCUCCUGUUACUAUGAAGAUCGCACUUGUGAAGUUGGGAUGAUAGUAGGGACGGGCUGCAAUGCUUGUUACAUGGAGGAGAUGCGCACGGUGGAGCUGGUGGAGGGAGAGGACGGACGCAUGUGUGUCAACACAGAGUGGGGGGCGUUUGGAGAGAGGGGAGAGCUGGAGGAGUUCAGACUGGAGUAUGACCGUAUUGUGGACGAGACCUCCACCAACAGUGGACAGCAGCUCUAUGAGAAGAUCAUCAGUGGGAAGUAUAUGGGGGAGCUGGUGCGGCUGGUCCUGCUCAAACUGGUGAAUGAGAACCUGCUCUUCAACGGAGAGGCCUCUGACAUCCUGAAGACCAGGGGCAGCUUCGAGACUAGAUUCGUCUCCCAGAUUGAAAGUGAUUCUGGGGACCGAAAGCAGAUCUACAACAUCCUGACAUUGCUGGGCCUGCUACCCUCAGAGCUGGACUGUGACAUCGUGCGCCUGGCGUGUGAGAGCGUGUCGACACGGGCGGCUCACAUGUGUGGCGCGGGGCUGGGAGGCAUCAUUAACCACAUGAGGGAGCAGCGCAGCGAGGAGGUGCUCAAGAUCACGGUGGGCGUCGACGGCUCUGUGUACAAGCUACAUCCCAAUUUCCAACAGAAGUUCCAUGCAGUGGUGAGAGAACUGACGCCUGGCUGCAACAUCACCAUCAUCCAAUCGGAAGAGGGGAGUGGCCGGGGGGCAGCCCUGAUCUCAGCAGUGGCUUGCAAGAUGGCAUGCAUGCUGAGCCAGUGAGUUCAGUGCAGCCUCUAGCCACUGGGGGCAGCCUCUCUGUACACUGCUGGACCACUUUACAAACAUUAACACUGUGCCAAGCAGGGCAUCUAAUGUAAGGGCUUUUCUUCCAGCCUAGAGCUCUAUCCUGGUAGGACAAGCCACCUUGCUCAUACCUCUAGAAUACCAGACCCACACCAAAGACUUGGAUUAGCUCAAGGGGUUCAGAUCAGGAAGAAAAAGAGACAUUCAUAGCAGUAAGCACAGAUUUCCACUCCACUGCUUGACAGAUCAGCUGGCUUCACAUACUGUACCUGGAGUUCCUUCAGACACAGUGUUCUGUGUUCAGAUUGCCAGCUUGAACUUUCCAAACAAAGAGUUUGUAAAGAGAUAUGAAACUGAAAUAGAGUGAGUUUUUAUGUCUCCCCUAUAGGGUAAUUCGUUAAGUCCAGCAAAUAAAAACAGAAGAGCAUAAGACAUUCUUGAGAACGAGAAGAGGCCAUUCAGUCUAGGCUUGACCCUUACUAGCACAAUAUUUGCCUAAAAGUAAUAUCAUUGUUCUCUCUGUUCAUUGAACUGAGUUUAUCUUUUUAUUGCAAUGAUGAAUCAUUAUUACAAUCAUUGACUUUUGGAAUUGUUCAGAAGUAGUUUAACUACAUACCUCUGUCUGUGAAUCGUCAGUUCUUCUAAACCUUAUAAUGAAGCAAAGUUUUGUCUAAAGAAAAGCACGGUACCUCGGUGCUUAAUUUGUGCCGGGCCGCAGCCACAGGACCUCUGGCAACUCUUACAUUAUGAAAGUUAAAAAUCUCAUACUAUGUUUUUCUGUCAAAUGCUGGCUGUCUGACAAUUUAGCAUUUUAAGCCAGGCAUAAUAUAAUGCACCAACGUUUUCUUAAAAUUCUCAACACUGUGUUACCCAUUCUGCAAGUUCUUGCGUGAACCAAGGAUAGAGACAGUCGGCUGCCAGGGACAUUCACGUUAGUUUUUGGUACAAGGCAGCUGAGGCGGAGCGGUUGGCUGUAAUAACAGAGAGCAAGCCUGGGCAAAGGUGUCUGUUGCUGUCUGUUUAAUUUGAUGUGUUGCAGACAGGUAAUCACUGUGUAUUACAUUUCUUGCACGCUGAACUUGAAAAUAAAGCUAAAGGAAAGUUUAAAUAUUUCAGGGCUGGUGGAACUACCCCUGGUAUAUUGUAUAUAUUUUGUAUAUAAAUGUAAUGGUUGUGUACGUUUAGAAAUGCAAAUCACUGUAAAUAGAACAUUUCAGAACUUUAGACUGCUGUAUUAUGCAUUGCUGUGCAGUGCAAUUGUUGUGUAAGAUUGGGCAAAAAUAUGACUACUAUAGUCAAAAUUACUCCCCCUUUUAAAUUUGCUUUCAAAGCACUGGGUGAUUUGUGCCUGUGUAUCGACUGCUGAUCAUAGCUAAUAUUCUUUAAAGACGUUCAAUUAAAAAUUAAAGAUAGCCAAGUCAACAGUUGUGUGUAAUCUUAGAUCUCUUUAUCAAGCAUAUUGGGCAGAGCAGGAAUAAAGUUGCCUUUUCACCAUCAGGAUCUGUUCAAACAAAAAUACAAACCAAAUCACUAUUAAUAUGACAUGAUUCUAAGGAAACUUGAUUGCAUUGUAUUGAGGUAAAGUGACGCAAGUGCAAGUAGAAAGACUCACAAGCAGCUUUACUCUUGACAGGGAAAACUGAAUACAAGUGCAAAUGAGACACUUUUAUCAACUAGGAUCAGUCUAGCUUUUACAGUAGCUCAAACAGAACCGGGGCAAAAUGUGUUAUACUGAGAUCACAAGAUAAAUGAUCUGAGGAUAUCGAUAUUUCAAACAAAAAAUCCACUUCUAUGAAAUAUACUGUUAUUUCCUACAGUUCACACACUUUAUUUCAAACACAUACAGGUAAUCAUUUUGAAUAGUGUUAUCUUAUUCAUCCAUACCUUUGCACACCCAAUCCUAAAAUAAAAUGAAAGAAUGUAUUUAACAUACAUAUUUAAAUGUAGAUUUUCAAAAUUCAUACCAAAAACACACCAAUAAAGUAACCAAACCUAAAUAAAUCUACUUAUCAUUUAGGGGCAUGUAUUGUAAAUAGUUCCACGUUGUUUAAUAGUUUUAUAACUGGUGUUCUUUCCAUACACUUAGCAAUUGCUUUGAGAGUACCUAUUUACAGUGACAAUAGACUCUAUCAGACCUCUCAGGUCUACUGGCAUUUCUUUCUUAUCACAUCAGCUUAUUCACUAACCCAAAGGCCCCUGACUUGGUGAGAGGUUUUUCUAGAUGAUGUUGUGGGCCUGCCCAGCCCCUCAGCAUCAGGGAGCUACGUCUUUAUAGUCAAGUGGAAUUGCUGUUGCUGGAUUCAAUUCAGUUACCUGUGAAGUAUUAUUCUGUAAACAAUAAAUUAUACCUUUGAAUAAAAAACAAAUUUGC